ACGGAGAACGAGUACAAAACCAGAGUUGAUAAGAGUCUCAUUAUCAUUCCGAUAAGGCCUUUCGACGUGGCGGAAUCUCAAGUGUUUGUCUCUUUCUUCUUCUUAACUCUUCCUACUACUACUCAAAAACAAAACCCAGAUUUCUUAGCUCUCCGAUCAUUGGUUGCUCAGAUGCAGCUAUGUCCACCACCAAGAUCUACAUAGUAUAUUACUCGUUGUAUGGGCAUGUGGAGAUUAUGGCACGACAAGUACAGCAAGGAGCUAAUGCGGUUGAGGGUGUUGAAGCUAUUCUUUGGCAGGUGCCCGAGACACUCUCUAGCAGGGUACUCGAAAAGAUGAAGGCUCCUGAUAAAGCAAAUGAUGUGCCGGAGAUCAGGCCAGAACAGCUUCUGGAUGCUGAUGGCUUCAUCUUUGGCUUUCCCUCUCGUUUUGGGGUGAUGGCAGCCCAAUUCAAGGCAUUUUUUGAUGCCACUCAUGAGUUAUGGGCUACCCAAGCACUUGCCGGCAAACCUGCUGGAAUCUUCUGGAGUACCGGUUUCCAUGGGGGAGGGCAGGAGCUUACUGCAUUGACAGCUGUAACACAGUUAGCCCAUCACGGAAUGAUAUUUGUCCCUCUCGGCUACACUUUUGGGAGUGGCAUGUUUGAGAUGAAUGAGGUGAGGGGUGGAUCUUCUUAUGGAGCUGGAACUUAUGCGGGAGAUGGAUCUCGUCAGCCCACAGAGCUCGAACUCCAACAGGCCUUUCAUCAGGGUAAGUACGUAGCUGAAAUAACGAAAAAGCUCAAACACAAGAACCUUCCUGCAUAGUGAACAUGAUGUAUUUCAGAUAUUGUAAAAUAAGACAGUAAACAGCAUAUCCUACUGGAAAUAAGAAAUGGAAACUUCUACAGUAUACUCUAUACACAAAGUUUGUACAUUUACUGCAA
Molecule: messenger RNA, 925 nt
Organism: Camellia sinensis
Lineage: Eukaryota; Viridiplantae; Streptophyta; Magnoliopsida; Ericales; Theaceae
Product: Quinone reductase family protein
Cellular component (GO): membrane
Molecular function (GO): NAD(P)H dehydrogenase (quinone) activity; FMN binding
Source: RefSeq, a predicted model, not a curated record